UAUUAGACGGUCACGAAAUACAAAAAACCGGAACCCUAGAAGCCGAUCGACAGCUUCGAUUGGUUGCAAACCGAUUAAAUCGCGAGGGAAGAGGCGGAGGGGAGAUGGAAGAAACGGGCCUCCGGUGGCCCUGGUGGGCUGCGGCCAGCUCCGCCCAACUGACAGCCGGGAUCGCAUGGUACCGGCGAGGUUAUUGCGGAAGCGGAGCGUCAAUGCCCUUCAAGGCCUUCGCCAUUGCAACCCUCUUCGUCGGUGCCGGCUCCACCGCCGUCCGCAGCGCUCUCCUCGCCGCUGGCAUCAGAACAGUUGACGACAUGAAGGAAGUCGGAGCUGGCUUGAGAAGAUGGAUGAGGACGACACCGGGAGCAGACUGAUUGCAAGGUUCAAAUUACUGUUUACUUCCAUUUGUUUGCCUUAUUACACUGCAACGUCCCCGAAGCCUGAUUGCAUGGGGAACUUUUCCAAGUGCCAAUAAGAUUUUGCUGCUUCUUGCAAA
This is a messenger RNA of Zingiber officinale, 496 nucleotides long. RefSeq lists its product as uncharacterized. The coding region runs from base 105 to 374 and encodes 89 amino acids. The record is from RefSeq and is a predicted model, not a curated record. The transcript has 2 exons. NCBI's taxonomy places the organism in Eukaryota, Viridiplantae, Streptophyta, Magnoliopsida, Zingiberales, Zingiberaceae.